Messenger RNA from Marasmius oreades (fairy-ring Marasmius), 2034 nucleotides. RefSeq lists its product as uncharacterized. Gene Ontology annotation, molecular function: L-amino-acid oxidase activity; polyamine oxidase activity. Gene Ontology annotation, biological process: amino acid catabolic process. NCBI's taxonomy places the organism in Eukaryota, Fungi, Basidiomycota, Agaricomycetes, Agaricales, Marasmiaceae. Bases 1 to 2034 code for a protein of 677 amino acids. The record is from RefSeq and is a predicted model, not a curated record. The transcript has 7 exons.
AUGGAUCCUACGCUCUACGAGAUCAAAGAUGACAAUACACUCGAAAUCAUGAAGCUUCACACCCAAAAAAUCAUGGAAUCUUUCCAAAGGCGAUUCCGAUCACCAGUUCUAUCUGGUCAGGAUCAGAUCGAUAUCCCUUAUCCAAAGGUUGGGCGAGUCGCUAUAGUUGGGGCUGGUGUGGCAGGACUCCUAUUGGCAUUGAGGCUCGGUAAAGAUACCCCAGUUGACGUUUACGAAGCUUCAGAUCGUGUCGGUGGUCGCCUUUAUACUCGAAAAUUCUCGGGAGGUGGAGAGUGGGAUUACUUCGACGUUGGUGCUAUGCGAUUUCCCGACACUGGAGUGAUGAAGCCGACAUAUGAUCUUUUCAAAGAGCUCGACAUUCCGCUUCUCAAAUAUCAGAUAAGCUGUGACGAGACAUGGUUGUGCUAUAAUGAUAUUCGGGUUAACCGUGGUGAUGCAACUGGUCAAGAUUUCGGUGCACGUGUGAGCAGGGGAGGCAAUGUUCCGGAUGAAUGGGUGAAUGAAGGCGUAGAAGCACUGAUGAAGAAUGUAUACGGGAGAUUCCUCGCUAAGCUCAGAGCAGAUUUCAGAGUUGGCUAUGAGGAGUUGAUGAAGUACGACGAACACUCGACCCGAAGCUUCAUGGCCUUCGUGGAGCUGGAGGCAUGGAAGGAUCCCAACCCUCCGGGCGAUGAGUAUCCGGCAAAGGAGCGCUAUCCUACUUCUGUCGUCAACUGGCUUGAGACUAUGACCUCCUCCGUAGGAUCGUUUGAUAUGUCGUUGAGUGAGACUAUUUUGCACUACUAUUGCUUUGCAGAAGGAUUACCAAACACGGAAUGGCGUUGUGUCAAACAUGGUUCCGAGAAGAUAACCGAUAAACUUUACGAGAUCUUGACGACCACCGACCCUUUCAAGACGAACGUCACAAUUCGUUUUGGUAGUAGGGUUACCCGCGUAAAUUAUCAUCGGGAUCCUCCUCCUCCACCACGUAACCCACCUGGACAUCCAGAUGAUCCCCCUCGCCAUCCAGAUGAUCCCCCUUGCCACCCAGAUGAUCCCCCUUGCCACCCAGAUGAUCCCCCUUGCCACCCAGAUGAUCCCCCUUGCCACCCAGAUGAUCCCCCUUGCCACCCAGAUGAUCCCCCUUGCCACCCAGAUGAUCCCCCUUGCCACCCAGAUGAUCCCCCUUGCCACCCAGAUGAUCCACCGCGCCAACCAGAUGAUCCACCUCGUCACCCAGAUUAUACGAAAGAUAUGGUGAUGUCGGUCACUUCCGAUAACACUAGCAACACCAUUCGCCCAAUGUAUUCGCAGGUUGUCUUGACUGUAUCUCCUCAGUGUAUGAGAUACAUAGAUCUCUCGACAUGCGUGCUCGACUACAAUCAGCGAAGCUCCCUGCUUAUGCUUACUCCUGGCCCUUCGGUCAAAGUCGGCAUAAAAUUCAAACGAAAUUGGUGGGCUGAUCAGAAUAUUACUGGAGGGCAGAGCGCGACUGACCGACCUGUACGUACGGUCGUUUACCCGUCGUAUGGAGGUGCCCAAUCCACGGUGCUCAUUGCGAGCUAUAAUUGGACUCAAGACGCGAGCAACAUGGGAGCUUGGAUCCGUGGUCGGGGAUCUGUCGACGAGAAACAAUUGAAGGACACGAUUCUAGCUGACCUUGCUUCUGUCCAUGGUAUCAAGCUAGAGGACCUCAACGAUUGGUACCAAGGAAUGUAUGCCUUCGACUGGUCGAAUGACUCCAGAUUUAUGAGUGCAUUCGCCGCCUUCAAUCCUGGUCAGUUCAGUUUCUUGUUGGAAAGCCUUACGAGACCGGCAGCAGGUGGUCGCCUUCAUUUCGCUGGUGAUGCUAUUAGUGCCUGUCAUGGCUGGGUUGCUGGUGCAAUAGAAAGUGCGAACAGGGUCGUCAACCAGAUGAACCCGCCGAAGUUCAAACUGCCAGAAGGCCCACUGGAGACGAUGUUCGAUUCGGAUGUGCAAUUGCUGCAAUUGGCAGUUAGUGCAUAUCUACAGAGCAAAGAGUUUGGUCUUUAA